AACGUUGAGCUGACGUCUGUAUAAUUAUGGGACGUUUUACCCCUCUGCAACCGAUAGACUCGCAGCUAUGGCCGCCCGGGAGAGGGUUGUUGACUUGUUGAGGCAGCUGCAAAGGGCGUCAUGCCGGUGUCCUGCUCACUCUCAGACCUACACACAAGCUCCAGGGCAUGUUACAACCAGAGCAACAGACUACGCUUUUGAGAUGGCUUGUUCGAACAUCCGAUAUGGAGAAGGGGUAACAAAUGAAAUUGGAAUGGAUCUACAGAACAUUGGUGCCAGGAAAGUUUGCGUGAUGACAGACAAAAAUAUGGCCAAGCUUCCUCCCGUCAAAGCUGUACUGGAUUCAUUGGUUAAGAAUGGAGUAAACUUUCAAAUAUUUGACAAGGUCAGAGUGGAACCAACUGAUUUAAGUUUCAUGGAAGCAAUAAUGUUUGCUAGACAAGAGCAAUUUGAUGCAUAUGUUGCUGUUGGAGGUGGAUCUGUGAUGGAUACAUGUAAAGUGGCGAACCUCUACAGCUGCAGCCCUGAUGCUGAAUUCAUGGACUACGUCAAUGCACCGAUAGGAAAAGGAAAACCUGUUACUGUUAACCUCCGUCCUUUGAUAGCAGUUCCCACUACAGCUGGUACUGGAAGUGAGACCACAGGGGUGGCUGUGUUUGAUUAUGAAGCGAUGAAAGUUAAAACAGGCAUUGCUAGUAGGGCUCUGAAACCAUUACUUGGGAUAGUGGAUCCAUUGCAUACGUUACACAUGCCUGAGCGCGUGGCAGCUUACAGUGGAUUUGACGUACUUUGCCAUGCAUUGGAAUCUUACACCGCCCUUCCGUACAAUUUACGAUCACCUUGCCCUCCAAAUCCAAUCAAUCGUCCAGCUUAUCAAGGGAGCAACCCUAUCAGCGAUGUAUGGUCCAAACAUGCCCUGAGAAUUGUGGCCAAGUACAUGAAACGGGCUGUCCGGAAUGCUGAUGACCAUGAGGCUAGGUUCAGCAUGCACCUUGCAAGUGUUUUUGCUGGGAUUGGAUUUGGAAAUGCUGGUGUUCAUCUUUGUCAUGGAAUGUCCUAUCCAGUGGCAGGAAUGGUGAAAACCUUUAAAGCCAAAGAUUACAAUGUGGAUCAUCCGUUGGUGCCACACGGCCUUUCCGUCGUUCUGACAUCUCCGGCAGUCUUUGCUUUCACAGGCUCUAUGUGUCCAACUCGCCACUUGGAAGCAGCAGAAAUAUUGGGAACUGAUAUAAGGACUGUGAAAUGUGAAGAUGCAGGAUUAGUUCUAGCUGAUACACUUCGGAAUUUGCUGUUUGACCUGAAUGUUGAAGAUGGGCUGAGUGCAGUUGGUUACACUCAAGAAGAUAUUCCAGCUUUAGUCAAAGGAACACUACCACAGGAAAGGGUAACAAAACUGUCACCCAAACCUCACACAGAAGAAGACCUGGCAGCUUUGUUUGAGUCUUCUAUGAAACUGUAUUGACCGCCAUACACAAGAUACAGAACACAAAACUAAAUCAUGAUGAACAUAAAAUAAGGAAGUUGCUGGUUAGUAUGCCAGGGUUUCAAAGUAUGUUUUAAAUAUGUUAUUAUGAAUGCUAUAAGCUUGUGAAAUACUAUUUUUCUGAGUGUCACUAAUUGUUAUGCCAGUUUGUUACCAUGCAAUGGCAACCCAACAGUCAUUGGAUCAGUGAAAGGGAACACCUAUGUACAUCUGCAGCUGCCUCUGCCAAACCUCCUCACCAAAUGCAGUUGAAAAUUGCACUUUGGGUCCUGUCCAGAACAGCACAUUUUAAGUCAAUUCUUGGGGAAGAACCAGGAGAGAUUUAAUGGAACAAGAACCAAGGAUGAUGGACUUCAAUAACACGGAGACUAGGGACAUUAGGAUUGUUCUCUUUAUAUCCGGGAGCGAUGAGGGUUAAUAGAAUUCUAAAAAUAAUGAGUGAUUUUAAUAGUGAAUAAGAUAAAGCUGUUUCCACAGUUCAUUAGUUAGUUGGUAAUCAGAAAUCACAGAUUGCCAAAAUAACCAAAAUGGAGUUCAGAAUUGUUUUUUUCUUCCCCACAGGAUAUGCAAGGCAUUGUCAAAAUUGGGCAAGGAGAAGUGCUUUAACUGUAAAAGUCAGUCGGUAAAAUAAACUCAAAUAAAUAUGUUGUAGGAAGUUGUGCCUGCAAUCUAGGUGUAAGAAUAUUUGUAUUGGUGUGAGGUUUAUUGUAUUGCUAAAUUAAACUAAACCUCUUGUUCUAAGGGCUAUCUUGUGCUCACAAUAAACUACUGUAUAUUUGGUUAUAGGAAAAUGUUCUAAUAAUAUAGUAAUAAACAGCAUGACAUUUUUAAUGCAAGAUAUUAAUUGUGUAGAGAUCAAAUGCCAAUAGUCCUGUUCUGACAUGUUAAUUCCAAUAUUUUUAAUGGAAAAUAACAAUAAACUUGGUUUACAAUAGAAUCAUUGUUUAUAUUGUUCAACUGUAUCUAAUAAAUAAAGCUUGUAAUAUAGGGGGAUUGUGCACUGACAAAAUUCCUCACUGUUAAGAUCUACUGUAUCAGAAAAAAUCCUGAUGACCUUAAAAUAAAUCAGAGCUUCCACCUG
This is a messenger RNA of Amblyraja radiata (thorny skate), 2564 nucleotides long. It is a transcript of the gene adhfe1, whose product is annotated as alcohol dehydrogenase iron containing 1. The transcript has 14 exons. Lineage: Eukaryota; Metazoa; Chordata; Chondrichthyes; Rajiformes; Rajidae. The record is from RefSeq and is a predicted model, not a curated record. Gene Ontology annotation, molecular function: alcohol dehydrogenase (NAD+) activity; metal ion binding. Gene Ontology annotation, cellular component: mitochondrion. Bases 68 to 1462 code for a protein of 464 amino acids.